Molecule: messenger RNA, 2488 nt
Organism: Prorocentrum cordatum
Lineage: Eukaryota; Dinophyceae; Prorocentrales; Prorocentraceae
Source: the annotation of a GenBank genome assembly
UGCUCUUCUUCUCCAGCCGUUUUGGCACAAGGCGUCUUCGGCCUCGAGCACCUCGACCGACCUGCCUGGCGAGUCACCAGCCCGGGCUCGCAUCCAUGGCUGGCACCGGUAUGCCUGCAGUGGGCACGCAGCGCACACCCAAGGCCGGCACGGGCGCCACUGGUAGCCCUCCCAGGGGCUCGUCGGGCUCGUUCGGCAGCUUCGCCGACGGGAACCCAGACAUGAAGUAUGUUGUGAUCACCGGAGGGACUAUCUCUGGCCUCGGCAAGGGCACCACGAUCUCGUCCGUUGGCGUGGUGCUGAAGUCCCACGGGCUCAGGGUCACCGCGAUCAAGAUCGACCCGUACCUGAACAUCGAUGCCGGCACCAUGAGCCCAUUCGAGCACGGAGAGGUGUACGUGCUCGAGGACGGUGGCGAGGCCGAUCUCGACCUCGGGAACUACGAGCGCUUCCUGGGCCUCACCCUCACCUCGGGACACAGCAUGACCUCCGGCAAGGUGUACGACCAGGUCAUCAAGCGCGAGCGCACUGGCCAUUACUUGGGCAAGACGGUGCAGAUGGUGCCUCACGUCACAGACGCAAUCCAGGAUUGGAUCACCGACGUGGCCCGCAAGAACGUCGACGGCUCCGGCGCGCCGCCACAGGUCUGCCUCGUGGAGCUGGGCGGCACCGUGGGCGACAUCGAGAGCGCUGUCUACCUGGAGGCCCUUCAGCAGUUCAAGUUCCGGGUGGGUGACAAGAACCUCUUGAUGAUCCAUUUGGGCAUGGUCCCCACAGUCGGCGCCACCAACGAGCAGAAGACCAAGCCCUGCCAGCACUCGGUGAAGCUGCUGCGCGAGGCGGGCCUGAAGCCGGACCUGCUGAUGUGCCGCUGCGACGUCGAGAUUGACGAGGCGACGCGCAGAAAGUUGUCGCUGUUCUGCCAGGUGCCCCCCGAGAUGGUCAUAUCCUUGCACGACGUGUCCAACCUGUACCAGGUGCCUCUCCUGCUGGCGAAGCAAGCCGUGGGGCGACUGAUCUGCGAGCAGCUUGGCAUCCGGGCGGCCGCUGGGGAGGUUGCCGGCGCCGUGGCGCCAACGCUGCCGCUCGGUGUCGACGUGCUCCCUGCGUCGGCAGCAGCUCAGCGGCUGGGCGAUUGGAGGGUGGUUGCGGACCGCGUCGAGAGGUGCACGGAGGAGGUUUCGAUCGCGCUGGUCGGCAAGUACACGGGCAAUCCAGACGCGUACGUCAGCGUGGUGAAGGCCCUGCAGCACGCCGCCAUCGAGGCGGGUUUGCGCCUGGUGGUGUCGUGGGUGGACUCCUGCAAGCUGCUCCCUGGGGCCCAGAAGACCGACCAGCGUGGCUACGAGGACAGCUGGGAGAAGGUCCGAUCAGCGCAGGGUGUUCUUGUGCCUGGUGGUUUUGGUGGCCGUGGAAUCGAGGGAAAGAUUGCCUGCGAGGCCUACUGCCGGGAGACCAAGAAGCCCUUCCUUGGGAUCUGCGUCGGCCUGCAGACGGCUGUCAUCGAGUUCGCGCGCAGCGAGCUCGGCUGGGAGGAGGCCAACUCAACCGAGUUCGACGAGGAGACGCCGCACCCAGUGGUCGUGUUCCUCCCAGAGGCCUCUGCCACGGUCAUGGGCGGCACGAUGCGACUCGGCUCGCGCGCCACAAUCCUCCGCGACAGGGACUCGCUGGCGUGCCGCAUCUACGGCGGCAAGCCCGUCAUCUGCGCCACCGCCACCGCUACGAGGUGAACGCGUCCUGCGUGGCGGCCAUGGAGGCCCGGGGCCUGCGCUUCGUGGGGACGACCGCGGCCAGCGCAUGGAGGUGUGCGAGCUCCAGGGUCACCCCUUCUACGUGGCCUGCCAGUUCCACCCCGAGUUCCAGAGCACCCCCGCGCGCCCCGCGCCGCUGUUCCUGGGCCUGGUGCUGGCGGCCGCCGGUCGCCUGGAGGAGCGGCUGGAGUCCGACGGCGGCUGCCUGUGCGUCGGCAACGGCUUCAAGCGGGUGCUGGCGUGAGCCACCCCAGGGCCGAGCGCCAGGCGUCCAAUGGCUGCCUGUUGGGUACGUAGGCAGAGGACACUCGGGGUGCCGGUCCCUCUUUCUGCAGCGGGCGCUGGGCGAACCGCCUCCUGCUGGGGCUCGGCGGAUUCGCCUGCCGGGGGAGAGGCCGUCUGAGCACGAGGGCCGCGCGGCCCCGAAGUCUUACUGUACAAACGGCGGCCGGCAGGCUGGUGCGGUGCGGGCCGAGCGGCGGCGGCGGCCCGCGCCGCCCGUGUUUGUCCUCGGCGCCUCGCCCUCGCCUGGGCCGAGCGUAGGGCGCGCCGCGGGGUAGGCGCGCUCUGCCGGGGGCUGCUCGCCUGGGUGUGCGGGGGGAUGGACCGCUCCAGACGCGGGGCUGCUUGUGGGCCUGCCGCACGCGGGCGGGGCCGCGUGCUGGCGACAGGGGACCGGGUGCGGCUCUGCGCUCACGGCCAGGGGUUCGUGAGCCGCGGCAGCAGCGCGAGAA